Messenger RNA from Corticium candelabrum, 2731 nucleotides. RefSeq names its product zonadhesin-like. Gene Ontology annotation, molecular function: hydrolase activity; protein binding. The record is from RefSeq and is a predicted model, not a curated record. Lineage: Eukaryota; Metazoa; Porifera; Homoscleromorpha; Homosclerophorida; Plakinidae. The transcript has 9 exons. The coding region runs from base 1 to 2619 and encodes 872 amino acids.
AUGGCUACGUCAGCUUUUCUUCUUAUUUCCUUUGUCUUAUGCUCCUCACAGGCUCAGCGUUUAGUUAACCUUGUUCUAUUGCCCGACGCUGUGAAUGACGGCGCUGUUUGUCUCGACGGGUCAGCACCAGGCUAUUACAUCAAUAAGACAUCUGUAAAUCGAUGGAUUAUUCACUUGGAAGGCGGUGGAUGGUGCUACAAUGAAAGUGACUGCUAUCAUCACAUUUUCACGUGGAGGGGUUCCUCAGCCUACUGGAAGCAGACACUUAGGUUGAGAGGAUUUCUCAAUAAUGACCCGGAUGUGAAUCCAGCAUUUGCCAACUAUUCUGCUGUAUUUGUGCCUUACUGUGACGGCGCGUCUUUCUCUGGUAACCGUGAUGAUCCAAUAACAGUCAAAGACAAGAAAAUCUACUUUCGUGGUCAUCGCAUUCUGAAUGCUGUCCUGAGCGCUCUCAUACAGAACGAACAAAUAGAUCAGGCAGAAGCUAUUAUUCUUACUGGCUGCUCUGCUGGUGGACUGGCUACGUACCUGCAUCUGGAUUAUGUUCAGUCGAUGUUUCCAGACAUCAAAGUGCAUGGAUUGGCAGAUGCAGGAUACUUUAUUGAUGCAGCCAACAUACACUGGCAGAUGUACAUCAGAGAGCAAUAUCAGCAUAUCUUUGUGAUGCAGAAUUGCAGUGGAGGUGUCAACAGUGAUUGCAUUCGCUCAAAGAAAGGGAGCGAACGUUGGCAGUGUUUCAUGGCUCAGUACACUUACCCGUAUAUUAAAACACCCAUUUUUGUACUCAAUGCUGAGUAUGACACGUGGCAGCUUGAAAACAUAUUACAGGUCGGUUGUAAGGCACCGAAUUGCAAUGAUAAACAGAUGCUGAAGGUUGCUUAUUGGCGAACGAAAUUCUUAAAAGCAAUCCUACCAGUUAUUCGAUCGACUACCAAUGGAUUGUUCACUGACGCUUGCCUUAAACACUGCCAGAGUUUGAUCGAUCGGACAUGGUCCGAAAUUAGGGUUUUGAAUCAAACUGCGCAUGAUACGUUUGUCAAUUGGUUGGAUGCAAAGGGGACCGGGAUUGUCAGAGCGGUUGAUAAUCAUACCUAUUCUCACAACCCGACUUGUGGUUCCCCUCUCCCGCCUAAGUGUCCAAAUGGCUCAGUUUAUGAUAUCUGUGUAAGACGUGUCGGGCGUUGGAUUACGCCCUGUACUCCUGCCUGUGUAUGUUUACCAGGAAUGCUGCAGAGCAAUGGUAUAUGUUUUACAUCUGGUGAGUUCAAGAGUAUGUUGGGUUUCUACAGAGUUGAUUGUGUUUGUGGCAUAUUGUAUAUUCUAGUGUGUCAUUACAAUGGUAGAACAUAUCAUAAUGGAGAGAGACUUAAUUCUACUGAUGGGUGCAACAAAUGUGUUUGUCUUCAAGGCCAUGUUGCAUGUACAAAGAAGGCAUGUCUUGUAGUUGUACACGUACCUCCACUGUUGUGUCCAAAUGGCAAAGAGUACAGAGAGUGUGGUCCUCGAUACCCACAGACUUGUCAAAGAUCACGGAUACGCACUCUUGAGUGUGUACGUGGCUGCUUUUGUCCACAUGGUUUUGUAGAACACAACGGUCAAUGCAUUGAGGUGUACAAGUGUCCACCAUGGUGGCAGCCACAAGGUUCUCCUCAGUCUCUAAAGUGUCCAAAUGGCUCAGUUUACGAUACCUGUGGAUCAGCGUGUCCAUUGACUUGUGAUCCAUAUCUCGGGCUGUGCACCAAUCAGUGUGUUCCUGGCUGUUUCUGUCCAACUGGAAUGCUGCAAAGAAAUACUAUAUGUGUUACACCUGAUGAGUGCAAGAUGUGUUAUUACGAUGGUACAACAUAUCGUGAUGGAGAAAUUAUAUUUACAUCUACUGAUUGGUGUGAGAAAUGUGUUUGUCUUGAAGGCCAUGUUGCAUGUACAAGGAAUGCAUGUUGGCAAUUGGAACCUCCAGUGUUGUGUCCAAAUGGCAAAGAGUACACAGAGUGUGGCAGCUCAUGCCCACUGACCUGUCAAGAAAGGACAAUGUUUUUUAUUUGCUCUCUCAAUUGUGUAGUUGGCUGCUUUUGUCCACGUGGUCUUGUAGAGCACAACGGUCAAUGCAUUGAGUCAAGCGAGUGUCCACAAGAGACGCCCUGCAAACAGUUGAGGAGAAAACAGUUAACUACAUGUGGUGGACUCAUGGGUUGCUUUGUCACGUUUUGUAAACUUGAUGGCUCAUUCAAUAGUCUACAGUGUCAUCCAUCAACUGGUUACUGCUGGUGCGUGGAUGAGUCUGGUAACAAAUUGGAAGGAACAGAUACAGCUCGACGUCUUGUUUCAACGCUGGAUUGCACGAGUUUUCCUCGUGGAUGUGAGCUUAUCAAGGGAAAGAAAGAAUUUGUCUAUAGAAAUGGAUGUCGCAGUGUGCGGAGAGUUUUUGUUCCCAUGUGUACGGGACAGUGCACGUAUGAAGGUUCAGGAGCACGGUGUCGUGCUGAUGGAUUGAAGAAACGAAUGGUGGAAUUCCAGUGUAAACUUAAUAAAGAGCAAGGAGCCAAAAAGUCUAUGAUCACCAUGCCAAUUGCUGUGACUGAAAGUUGCAGUUGUUCUGUGGGGUAUGUGAGAGUGAAUUGAAGGCUGAUGAUGAACAUGAACUUCUGGUAACGUUUGUCCUUGCUCGUCUGUGCGUGACUGUAAGCUGCUAUGUUACUUGAAUGGUAGAGAUAUGACUGAUUUCGUGACUUGA